Messenger RNA from Clunio marinus, 855 nucleotides. NCBI's taxonomy places the organism in Eukaryota, Metazoa, Arthropoda, Insecta, Diptera, Chironomidae. The record is from the annotation of a GenBank genome assembly.
AUGUGGAACGUUUUAGAUUUUGUUUUGAUAGUAAUUACUGUAUCAACAGUGCAAUCUGCUAGUGUUGAAUCAAUGGAAAAUACUUUUAAUUGUUACGCUGAUUAUUUGAAGCGACAUGGACUGCUUGAGCCAAGUCUGCAGUUUGAACCUUUUAAUGGCGAAUCAUUUUUGUGUGAAACUGUUUUAUCAGCAACGGUUGAAGGCGUUUACUCAGGACUUUACGAUGAAUUUAGCAAGAGAGAAGAUCUUAAAGACGCAGCAAUGUGCAUCGUCAAUACUCUCAAAGAAUUGAAAUGGAGCGAUUUAGACAUCAAAGAACAAAUUUAUUUGAUUUCCGAUGGACUCACAGGUGAAGAGAAGGACAUGAAAAUUCAAGAAUUGAAGAAAGUUCAGGCAAGAAUCAGUGGCAAUGCAAUCGUUUCUUGUUUAGCUGACAAAGAGUUCAGCGAAUUGUUUAAUCAAAUCUACGCAAAAGAUGACCAAGAAGAUGAUGUCAGCGAUUAUUGCGCAAGAAAAUAUGCCAUUGAGAGUAAUUUAAUAGACAGAAACGUUUAUCACAUCUCACUUAACCCAAAAAAUAUUUCUGUAAAUGGCAUAGAGUGCGAUAUUAUUAAUAAACAGCAUUUCGACGAUGCUGAAGAAGAGUUGAGGCAACAUCUUCUCAGGGAUUUCAAAGAAGAUCGUCAAAAAGUUGAUUGUCUGAUCAAAAAAUAUCACGAAAAUCGUUACUUCGAUAAAACAUUAUCAAUCGCUUUGUUAUCUGAAUUGGACAUAACUGAACAGCAAAAGGAAGUUGAAAGAAAACGUUUCAUUGAAAACAUGACUGUCAUUACCAAAAAUUUGGCUGAAUGUUAA